Gopherus flavomarginatus (Mexican gopher tortoise) is the source of this 7034-nucleotide messenger RNA. RefSeq names its product eukaryotic translation initiation factor 4 gamma 3 (gene EIF4G3). Gene Ontology annotation, molecular function: translation initiation factor activity; mRNA binding; protein binding. Gene Ontology annotation, cellular component: eukaryotic translation initiation factor 4F complex. NCBI's taxonomy places the organism in Eukaryota, Metazoa, Chordata, Testudines, Testudinidae. The record is from RefSeq and is a predicted model, not a curated record. The coding region runs from base 446 to 5563 and encodes 1705 amino acids. The transcript is spliced from 38 exons.
GGCUGUGAAGCCCGGCUCAGCGGCUGCAGCGGCGGCGGGGACUGGCCCCGGGAGCGGGGCGGCGGCAGCGGGGCCGCCUGCCCCCCCGGCUCCCCCUCACCCCAACAUCAGGGCCUUACAGACCCAGCCGCCCCAACAAAUUCCCAGAGGUCCUGUGCAGCAACCCCUUGAGGACCGGAUCUUCACUCCGACAGUCUCAGCUGUGUACAGCACUGUAACACAGGUAGCAAGACAACCAGGACCUCCUGCACCAUCCCCUUACUCUGCACAUGAAAUAAACAAAGGACACCCAAAUCUUGCUGCAACGCCACCAGGACAUGCAUCAUCCCCUGGACUUUCACAGCAGCCAGGAGGGAGGAGGGACAGAAGCUUUCAACCCCACCCAAGAGCCAGCAGUCUUUUUGAAGAUCCAAGGGAACUGGUACAAAGGAUUCUGGGAUGUGGGAUGGCCGCUUACCCCUCAGGGCAGAAUGCAGCUCCAGCCACAUUGGUGUACCCCCAAACUCCUCAAGCAAUGAACACACAGCCUCAGACCCGCUCUCCGCCCAGCAGAACAGUGCCAAUACAUUGCACAGACAACUGGAAGAGGAGGAAGGUUUUGGAACAGAAUCCGGUUUACAGGUCCCUGGCUGGAAGAGGCUGGAUAAAAUACUGCAUUUUUGCAGCGGGGCCUCGACCUGCCCAUCACCAGGGAGGAUUCAGACCCAUCCAGUUUUUUCAGCGGCCUCAAAUACAGCCUUCUAGAGCUGCCAUCCAGAACAGCAGCCCUUCUAUCCGUCCUGGUGCGCAAACACCAACUGCAGUGUAUCAAACCAACCAACACAUCAUGAUGGUUAACCAUCUGCCAAUGCCGUAUCCAAUGCCCCAGGGCCCCCAGUACUGUAUACCACAGUAUCGUCAUAGUGGCCCUCCUUAUGUUGGGCCUCCACAGCAGUAUCCUGUUCAGCCACCAGGGCCAGGCCCAUUUUAUCCAGGCCCGGGUCCUGGAGAAUUCCCCAAUGCCUAUGGAACACCGUUCUACCCAAGUCAGCCAGUGUAUCAGUCAGCACCCAUCAUAGUGCCUACACAGCAGCAGCAGCAACAGCAGCCUCCACCAGCUAAAAGAGAGAAAAAAACAAUCCGAAUCCGGGAUCCAAACCAGGGGGGCAAGGAUAUAACAGAAGAAAUAAUGUCUGGAGGAGGCAGCAGAAACCCUACGCCUCCCAUUGUGAGACCCACCCCCACGCCUACCCCUCCUCAGCAGCUGUCGAGCCAGGUGCCAGAGCACAGCCCUGUGGUUUAUGGGACUGUGGAGAACGCUCAUCUCGCCGCCAGCACCUCUGUCACUGCAACUAGCGACCCGAAGCAAGACGAGAAACCAAAACCAGAUCCAGUAUUAAAAUCUCCUUCUCCAGUCCUCAGACCAGAGCCUAAUGGGGAGAAAAAAGAUCAAGCUGGCCAGACAUCUGAGACUGCCUCAGUGGAAUCACCACCAGAACUUCCUCUUGUUGCACUGCCAGUCCCAGUUGUUGUUGCUGCUGCUGCUACCGCUGUUGCUGUUUCUAGUAAAUCUGCAUUCACAGCUAACUCAGAGGAGAGAUGUGAAUUAACUUCCCCGAAAGAGGAAACAAUGCCUAUAUCCAGUGCCACACCCUGCACAGAAGAAUCAGACUUUUCACCAACAGAAGAGGCGGAUGCUGAUACGUGCAAGGAGCCUAGUACUGUAGCAACUAGUGAUAUUCCAGUGACUGCUAGUACUAAUCUAAUUAAUGAAAUUAAUGAAAAAGUAACUGCUACAGACGACAUAGCAGAAAUAGUUCAGCAGGAAGUUGCACCAUUGACUGUUGAAUUGGAGAUUUUGAAAGGCCUUCCUGCCGAAGUGGAAAGUGUACCAUCUUCCAUUGCUCUUUCCACCUCUCCCUCUCCUCCUCUUACUCCUCCUAUUCCUGUCUCUGCUGCUGUUACCAUUACAACACCUCCUUCCCCUCCUCCUCCUCCUCCUUCUCCUCCAAUUUCCCUCCCUGCUGUUCAGGGAGAUUUACAUGGAGAGGAGAGCAGAACUACCCUUAAUGAAGUUGUGAAAGAUACUCAAAAGAAAGAAGAGGUGGAAGCAGAUGGGCAACCAGAGGAGAAUGCAGAGUCUCAGAAUUUAAUCUCCAGGAAGAACCCUGUACCACCCCAAACAGCUGUAGCUGCACCAAAGAUGUGGAAGAAACCAAAAGAUCGGACCCAAGCCACUGAGGAGGAGUUAGAGGCGGAAACAGAGCGUAAAGCAGAAGAGGAACUUUCAGGUGACACAGUACCUGAAUCUGAACAGGAUAAAACGAGCCAUGGGUUCCACCUGGAAAGAGAUUCUUCUGAACUUAAAAAAGCAAAAGGUGUGGAAGAAAAUGGAGAGCAGGAAGCAGAGCCUAUACGUAACGGUGCUGAGUUUGUUUCAGAGAGGGAAGGACCUGAUGCUAAUUCAGGCUCCACAGAGAGCUCUGGUGAAGGGCUAGUAUACCAGUAUAAACCAGAACAGUGGAAGCCCAUGAAUCCCGAAGGGAAGAAGCAAUACGAUAGGGAGUUCCUGCUGGAUUUCCAGUUCAUGCCUGCCUGUAUACAGAAACCGGAAGGGCUGCCUCCCAUUAGUGAUGUGGUCCUCGACAAGGUGAGAGGAGACCCAGUAAAACAGAUAAAUCAGCAAAAAUUGUCAAUUCGAACUCUGGACCCUCGGAUAUUGCCUCGAGGACCAGACUUCACACCAGCCUUUGCCGAUUUCGGGAGGCAAACCUCCGGGGGAAGGGGUGUAGCUCAGGCCUGCAAAGUGCAGAACAACCCCGGAAUGCCUUCUGUGGCUCGGUGUGGCACCCCAGCAUGCCCUCUGUUGGUCUCAUCUCACCCACCAUUGAGGAACCUGCCGAUAGGGUUGUUGAAUGUUGGACCAAGAAGAUCACAGCCAAGCCAGAGGAGGGAGCCCAGGAAGAUCAUCACUGUAUGUGUAAAAGAAGAUGUACACCUGAAGAAAGCAGAAAAUGCCUGGAAGCCAAGCCUGAAAAGAGACAGCCAGGCUGAGGACCCAGAAAAUAUAAAAACCCAGGAACUGUUCCGCAAGGUACGAAGUAUCUUAAACAAAUUGACACCACAGAUGUUCAAUCAGCUAAUGAAGCAAGUAACAGACCUGACUGUAGACACAGAAGAGAGGCUGAAAGGAGUCAUUGACCUGGUCUUUGAGAAAGCUAUCGAUGAGCCCAGCUUCUCUGUGGCUUAUGCAAAUAUGUGUAGAUGUCUCGUAACGCUGAAAGUGCCUAUGGCAGACAAACCUGGGAGCACAGUAAAUUUCCGCAAGUUGCUCCUGAAUCGUUGCCAGAAGGAAUUUGAAAAAGACAAAGCCGAUGAUGAUGUCUUUGAGAAGAAGCAAAAAGAGCUUGAAGCUGCUACCACUCCAGAGGAGAAGACACGGCUCCAUGACGAGCUGGAAGAGGCCAAGGACAAGGCUCGACGGAGAUCCAUCGGAAACAUCAAAUUCAUUGGUGAACUCUUCAAACUGAAAAUGCUGACAGAGGCCAUCAUGCAUGACUGUGUGGUGAAGCUGCUUAAGAACCACGAUGAAGAGUCCCUGGAGUGCCUUUGCCGCCUGCUCACCACCAUCGGCAAGGACUUGGACUUUGAGAAAGCAAAGCCCCGUAUGGACCAGUAUUUUAAUCAAAUGGAGAAGAUUGUGAAAGAGAGAAAAACGUCCUCCAGAAUUCGUUUCAUGCUUCAGGAUGUAAUAGACCUAAGGCUGUGCAACUGGGUAUCCCGGAGAGCAGAUCAAGGCCCCAAGACUAUUGAGCAGAUUCAUAAAGAAGCCAAAAUUGAAGAGCAAGAAGAACAGAGAAAGGUCCAGCAACUCAUGACCAAAGAGAAGAGAAGACCAGGUGUCCAGAGGGUAGAUGAAGGUGGAUGGAACACUGUUCAGGGGACAAAGACUAGUCGUGUGCUUGAUCCCACCAAAUUCCUUAAAAUUACCAAGUCCACAAUAGAUGAGAAGAUUCAGCUUGUGCCUAAAGCCCAGUUGGGCAGCUGGGGAAAGGGCAGCAGUGGUGGAGCAAAGGCCAGUGAGAUUGAGUCCUUACGACCAGGUGCUACUAGUUUGAACAGGUUUUCUGCACUGCAGCCCCCAGUGUCGUCUGUGUCUUCUUCUUCUGUAUCCUCAGAGUUAGACUCUCGCAGGGCCUUAACUAGUCGUGGGAGCACAGGCAGAGACAAGAAUGACAAACCACUCUCAUCUUCAGUCACCCGUCCAAACACCUUCCUGCGGGGUAGCAGCAAUAAAGAGCUGCUGCUAGACAAUCAGGCACAAGAAGAACAACGGCGAGAGAUGCUGGAGACAGUGAAACAGCUAACAGGUGGCAUGGAUAUGGAGAGAAACAUCACAGAGACAGACAGGAACAAAGCCAAGGAAAUAGCCAAGCCAGAAACUCCCUCAGCUCCAGUACAAGACAAAUUUUCACUGUCAGAAGAGGAAAUGGAGAGAAAGUGCAAAUCCAUCAUUGAUGAGUUCUUGCACAUAAACGAUUAUAAGGAAGCAAUGCAAUGUGUGGAGGAGUUGAAUGCACAGAGUCUGCUGCCCAUUUUUGUGCGAGUUGGAGUGGAGUCUACUCUCGAGAGGAGUCAGAUCACCAGGGAUCACAUGGGCCAGUUACUAUAUCAGUUGGUGCAGUCAGAAAAGCUAAGCAAACAGGACUUCUUCAAGGGGUUUUCAGACACCUUGGAGCUGGCAGAUGAUAUGGCCAUUGAUAUACCACAUAUUUGGUUGUAUCUAGCUGAAUUGGUGACCCCCAUGUUAAAAGAAGGAGGAAUCUCUAUGAGAGAACUUACAAUAGAAUUUAGCAAACCUUUACUUCCUGUGGGAAGAGCUGCGGUCUUGCUUUCUGAAAUAUUGCACCUUCUAUGCAAACAAAUGAGCCAUAAGAAAGUAGGAGCCUUAUGGAGGGAGGCUGGCCUCAGUUGGAAGGACUACUUAUGUGAAGGGGAGGAUGUACAUACCUUUCUCAUGGAGCACAAGUUGGACUUCACAGUGUCUGACUGUUCCAGUUCCUCAGAAGCACUUUCAGAGGAAGAACUCUCUGCUGACGAACUGAACAAACAGCUAGAAAAACUCAUUAUUGAGGACAAGGCGAAUGAUGAACAAAUCUUUGAUUGGGUAGAGGCUAAUCUAGAUGAAGGCCAGAUGAGUUCACCUACAUUUCUUAGAGCUUUAAUGACAGCAGUUUGUAAAGCAGCCAUUAUAGCGGAUUCUUCCAGUUUCCGUGUGGACACUGCUGUUAUCAAGCAGAGAGUGCCGGUCUUACUCAAGUACCUGGACUCAGACACCGAGAAGGAAUUACAAGCACUUUAUGCACUACAAGCGUCAAUAGUAAAACUUGAUCAGCCUCCUAAUCUGUUGCGGAUGUUUUUUGAUUGCCUGUAUGACGAGGAGGUGAUAUCAGAGGAUGCCUUCUACAAAUGGGAAAGCAGCAAGGACCCAGGAGAGCAGAAUGGGAAAGGAGUAGCACUGAAAUCAGUCACAGCGUUCUUCACAUGGCUACGAGAGGCUGAAGAGGAAUCAGAGGAUAAUUAAAACUUAAAAUACAGAAAACAAAACAAAAAAAAGAAACAAUUUUAAGUAUUUUUUUAAAAAGUUUCACGUCUUCGCCAAUCACAGUGCAGCAAGGCCAAUUCUCACGCAUAACCCCCUCCUUCCCCCACAUAUGCACGAGUGGGAGAGGAAAAAAAUAGGUAAACAUAAAGGUGAUCAUGGAGGAAAAAGGUACUUGGAAAAAAAAAGUAAACUUCAAACCUGAGGGCGGGAGCACUAAACCAAAAUACAUGUAUUAUUUAUAGAAAAUAUUUUCUGUUUUAAUCAUUUUUUCUUUUCUUUUUAAAAAUACUAUAAAAAACAGAUCUGUUUAGCAAAAAAAAGUUGAAAACUUUAAUUUAUUAUUUUAAGGACUGCAAAUGCCAGUGUAAUUUUUACAUUUGCAGUUUCUGUAAACAAAUUGUAUGAUAGAAAAAAGCAGAGAAAUAAAUUUCCCUCCCCUUCAGCUGCACCUCAGUGUUGUUUCAAAGCAUGAUAGAUAAACUUUCAACUGGGUUUGGGGUAAGCUACAUGAGGGAGAGAUUUUUUUUUUUAUUUCUUAUUUUUCUGCCUGCCUCUCAGCUUGCUUCAGAGAUUAAAAAGAAAAUAGUAAUAAAAACAUACAUAACCUUGGAACAGAAGGAAAUGCAUUUGAGAAAAACGCUGUGGACCAGAGUGCUCCAAGAAAAACUCAUUCAAAACAAAGUGCUACCCUGGGGGAAAAAAGUACUAGUGAUAUUUUCAAAACCUUUAGAACGACUUUAAGGCUUGUAAAUACAUAGAACAAAUAUUUAAAAAAAAGAAAGAAAAUGACUCAAUAAUAUUUCUUUUCACUUUGAAAAUAUAAAGAACAAAAAUAAAGACAAACAUUGCAAGUUUAAAAGAAAGUAAAGCGAUUUCUCCUUUAGACAGCUGCUGAAUGCGCCACCAUUUCUGAGUGGUGCUGUCUUCCUUCUCAAUGUGUAGAUUCUGGAUCCAAAUUUGUUUAUAUAGUGUGUGUGUGUAUGUGUCUGUACACCAGAAAAGAGGGGAUGUAGGCCAUUGUGGUAAAUGUGAGGUUGCUGCUUGGGAGACCCUUUCUGCAGAAUUUAAAGACUGAGGAGCAGCUAGCUACGUCACUAUGCAAGCUAGGUUUAUCCAAUUUCAAAUACUUGUCCUCUAGGCUGGAAGAUGACCUGUGGGGGCAAUAAAAUAACUGACCCUUGCUUAGUUUUGCAGCUGUUGGACUACAGUGUGUCUUGUGACUCAAAAAUACUGCAUUGUUAUGGUGGUAACUCUUUCUAAACAGGUUGCAGCCUUGGAACCGGAUAACCAACAUCUCUUCUCAAUGGCUUGUACAUCCAUUGUCACCUAGCCACCACUGCUGUUCUUUGUGUCUGUCAGUUGCCUUGCUGUGCUUAAGAAACCCAAAACCCCCAGGAGUAAAAAACAAAAAACAAAGGGAAAAAAAAACAAACUACAACAUUAAGCAAAA